Messenger RNA from Tilletiaria anomala UBC 951, 1209 nucleotides. Its product is annotated as FMN-linked oxidoreductase. Gene Ontology annotation, biological process: 'de novo' pyrimidine nucleobase biosynthetic process. Bases 133 to 1209 code for a protein of 358 amino acids. Gene Ontology annotation, cellular component: cytoplasm. Gene Ontology annotation, molecular function: dihydroorotate dehydrogenase activity. The record is from RefSeq and is a predicted model, not a curated record. The transcript has 5 exons. NCBI's taxonomy places the organism in Eukaryota, Fungi, Basidiomycota, Exobasidiomycetes, Georgefischeriales, Tilletiariaceae.
CAGGCAGCCCGGUCUUACGAUCAUCCCCUCCAGGCCCCUGGCCGCUUAAGCGACCGUGGUAGGUCGUCCGUACUCUGCUCCAUACAGCCUGCCGCUCAGCGACGCUCAGCAUCGACGUAGCGUGACGUUCCCAUGAUGGUGACGAUCGGCGACCUGCACUUUCGCCUUCCUGCGAAAGCCCCAUCAGACGCAACACCACUCAUGAAUUCGGCUUCUCCUUGGGCAGAUGUAGAGCACCUCCAUCAGCUACAUGAAUCCCCGAGCACAUCGGCGGUAACAACUCGCACAGUGCUGUUGAUCCAACCUGAUGUCGGUGAUUCAUCUUUCCAACAAGAUGAUAAAGUGCAUACGCACGUAUUCUUGCGCGAAAAUGGCGUCGAAAAAGGAUCGUUAAACUCCUAUGGAUAUGCCCCUCGUCCCUUGCAAAUGUUCUUGGCCGAAAUUCGCAAGACUCUGUCUGCAAGUGCGAAUCCUCAGAAACCGUUUAUUGUCUCCAUCACCGGCGACCCUGAAGCGGUGCACAUGGGGCUUCGAGAGCUCUCUUCACAAAUCUCGGGAACUGGGCCAUUGUCGCCGUGGUCCACCUUGCUUGGGUGCGAGAUCAAUUUGAGCUGUCCUAAUAUUCGCGGCGUCACCGUCCCCCCAGGCUACUCGAAAGACGGUAUAAAAUUGUUCAUCCACGCAGCGAAGAAUUCCAGAGCACAUGCUCGGACGACCGUGACGACUGGACUGAAGAUCCCACCAUACACGUACCCAGCUCAAUUUUCACAGCUCGUUCAAGCAUUGGAGGAGACUUCGCCGGAAGCUCUGAGCGAGUCUGCCACGGAUGGGGCCAGGCCACACACAAUCCAAUUCCUGACAGCUAUCAAUACACUCGGUGGCUGCACAUGGUUCAAGAACGAGGCAGCAGGGCACUUGCUUGAGCCCAGCCUGCCUGUGGACAGCACCAAAAACUUUGAAGGCUUUGGAGGGUUGGCGGGCGAAUCGUUGCACCCGCUCGCGCUGGGCACCGUGAAGCGCCUCCGCAUGAUGCUCGAUGCUUCGCAACAUGCAUCUGUACGCGAGAUCAAGAUCAUUGGUGUUGGAGGUGUCACGAAUGGUGCGGCUGCAAGGAGAAUGCAGGCUGCUGGGGCAGCAGUAGUAGCGCUGGCGACGUCACUAGGUCGAGAGGGUGUCGUUUCUUUCGACAGGAUACUUUCGGAGCUUUGA